AUGCAUAUAAGUGAACUGUUAUGCCUGAGAAGAAUUAUAAAUAGCGCUUAUCAUCCUUUCCUUAUUAUUCCUAAACCUGCAAUAUGGCGAAAACGUGAAUCUUUGAAGCGAUUUACUGCAUGGUGUUAUGCUUCCGAUAGGACAGCAGUUAAGGCAGGAUACAGAAAAAGGAACAAAAUAUUUUUAUAUUUGAAUAUGCACCGAGAAGAUGAACGGCGACUGGAGAAACAUUAUGCCGAUGAAAGACUUUUCGCUGCACUAAACGAACAUCACUUUGCUUAUCCAAGCUUUCGAUAUAUGUUGGAUAAAGCUCAUAUAUUACUCGACAACAUUGUACUUUCCCAGCUUGCUAUAUAUGAACCGAAAACUUUUAAAAGUCUUGUGAUGCUUACGAAACAAAUGGCUCAGGAAGAAGGUCAUAAAGUAAUAACUGAUGAGGAACAAAAGUAUGUUGAAACUGAGGAGUCGUUGUUUGGGGAGCCUUAUCCACGUAAUAAAGUCUUCCCGCGAGGCGCCAAAGAAAACCACAAAGUGAAGCCGCGUGAGCUUAAAAUAUCAGAAUACUGA
Enterobius vermicularis (human pinworm) is the source of this 567-nucleotide messenger RNA. Lineage: Eukaryota; Metazoa; Nematoda; Chromadorea; Rhabditida; Oxyuridae. The record is from the annotation of a GenBank genome assembly.